AUGUGGCGUAGCAGUGCUUCCAGUAAAUACUACAAAAGGGCCAAUGCGGAAUUAAAGCGGUUUAAAAGGGCCCAUCAAGAGGCACCUUAUAUUAACCCAAACAGACGUACAUCAGAUCGCUCUGACAACGUUAACCUUAGCGAGGUUUUUAGGGAAGGCCUGACUCUGAGUGUUGGUUACCAGAGUGAGGCACUGGCAGCACCAACAUCAUCAGAAGAAGAGAGUAACGAAGCUUCUGCUCCUCUUAAUGUGCUUGAGUUGCAGUCUUCUUCUAGUGAAGAUGACACUACUGCUCUCACCCCUGUCCCCCUUAAUGUGCUUGAGUCACAGUCUACUAGUGCCGAGACUAGUGUCUUAUGUGAAGCACAAACUAUAAACUUUAGUUUAACUAAGUGGGCUCUACAGCAUGGUAUAAGGCAUGUUGCUAUGAACGAUCUUUUAAAAAUUCUUAAACCCUACCACCAUACUUUACCUUUAGAUUCUAGAACUCUUCUUCGUACCCCAAAAAAAAUCAGUUCUAUCAGAGAUGUUUACCCAGGGCAAUACUAUCAUUUUGGUAUACAGGAGGCGAUUCGUAACUUGCUUUCAAAAACUGUGCUAAAGAACAACUCAAUAGAACUUUUAGUGAACAUUGAUGGUUUAAAUAUAUCAGACAGUUCAAGUAGCCAGCUGUAUCCAAUUUUAAUAAGUAUUUUUGAACAUAAUGCUGUGGAUGUUGCUGGUGUUUACCAUGGUCUAGAAAAACCAAAAGAUGCCAACGAAUUUUUAUCUGAUUUUGUUUCGGAAAUUAUAAAUAUUAUAAAUAAUGGGUUCGUUUUUAACAAUGUGGAAUAUUCUGUGAAAAUCAAAGCUUUUGUUUGCGAUGUCCCAGCAAAAUCUUUUAUUAAAUUCACAAAAGGACACACGGGAUACUUUUCAUGCUCAAAAUGCUUCACUGAAGGUGAAUAUGUAAAUAAUAAUGUGUGUUUUCCAGAUUUAGAUUUUGUUUUAAGGACAGACGAACAGUUUAGAAAUAAAGUGAAUGAAGACCAUCAUACUGGAACUUCAAUUUUAGAAAGUAUUCCAGGACUCGAUAUGAUUAAGUCUUUUGCUUUAGAUCCAAUGCAUCUUUUAUAUUUGGGAGUUAUGAAAAGAUUGCUUGUUAACUUGUGGGUCAAUGGGAAACCUCCUAUUAAAUUAUCUUUUAGGCAAAUAAAUGCUAUAACAGAAUCUUUAGUGCUGCAAAGAACUAACAUUCCUUCAGAAUUCAGUCGCAAACCUCGCAGCCUAAAUGAGAGUAAAAGGUGGAAAGCGACAGAAUACAGUCAAUUUUUAUUUUAUACUGGUCCGGUAUGUUUGAAAGAUAUUUUCAGCACAGAUCAAUAUGUCCAUUUUUUGUCUUUGCAUGCAGCUUUAACUAUGCUAUCAACAGCGGAUUUGUCAAAAGCAGAAUAUGCUGAAGAAUUACUUAAAUGGUUUGUUGAAAGCUUUUCAGAUUUAUACGGCAGUGAAUAUAUUUCACACAAUAUUCACAAUUUACUCCAUUUGGCUGAUGAUGUCCGAAGUUUUGGUCCUUUGUAUACAUUUAGUGCUUUCAAAUUUGAAAAUUUCAUGAGGACGUUUAAAAAAUGUCUGAGGAAAAAUGAAAAGCCAUUACAACAAAUCAUUAAGAGAAAAGAAGAAAUUGAUAAGUUUGAUCAAGAAUCCCAGUCAUGUUCAAAUCAACAUAUUUCUUACCCUGUUUUCAAAAAAAGGCAUGGCGAAGGGGGUGUUAUCUCGAAUCAGAAUUAUAUAAGCAAUGAGCAGUUCUCUGAAGUUUUAUUUAAAGAUUUUAAACUUUCAAUCAUGGCUCCUGAUAAUUGUUGUUCAUUAAAAGACGGCUCCAUAGUUGUAAUUAAAAAUUUUGUAAAGGUAGAAUCAGAAUAUUUUAUUGUGGGUACUAAAUAUCAGAGAAAACAAAAUUUUUAUCACAAACCUUGUGAGUCUUCUCUUCUGUCAAUCUAUGUAGUGGAAGAAGAAAGUGAUUUGAAAAUGUGGAACGUGAAUGAAAUUAUAUUUAAAUUUGUCAAACUUUCAUAUCAAACCAUGGAAGUAGUUUUUCCUUUAUUGCACACAAUAUGUUGA
This is a messenger RNA of Ceutorhynchus assimilis (cabbage seed weevil), 2103 nucleotides long. The record is from the annotation of a GenBank genome assembly. Lineage: Eukaryota; Metazoa; Arthropoda; Insecta; Coleoptera; Curculionidae.